Saccharomyces eubayanus is the source of this 894-nucleotide messenger RNA. RefSeq names its product SCF E2 ubiquitin-protein ligase catalytic subunit CDC34 (gene CDC34). Gene Ontology annotation, biological process: protein polyubiquitination; proteasome-mediated ubiquitin-dependent protein catabolic process. Lineage: Eukaryota; Fungi; Ascomycota; Saccharomycetes; Saccharomycetales; Saccharomycetaceae. The coding region runs from base 1 to 894 and encodes 297 amino acids. Gene Ontology annotation, molecular function: ubiquitin conjugating enzyme activity. The transcript has a single exon. The record is from RefSeq and is a predicted model, not a curated record.
AUGAGCAGUCGCAAAAGCACCGCUUCCAGCUUGUUGUUACGACAAUACAGAGAACUGACAGACCCCAAAAAGGCCAUUCCUUCUUUUCAUAUAGAGCUGGAAGAUGAUUCUAACAUCUUUAUUUGGAACAUAGGUGUCAUGGUACUAAAUGAGGACUCUAUUUAUCAUGGCGGGUUUUUCAAGGCCCAAAUGAGGUUUCCAGAAGAUUUUCCCUUCUCUCCACCGCAGUUUCGUUUCACCCCAGCCAUCUACCAUCCAAACGUCUACAGGGAUGGUAGGCUUUGUAUUUCUAUUCUCCACCAAAGCGGGGAUCCUAUGACUGACGAGCCAGAUGCUGAAACGUGGUCCCCCGUGCAGACCGUGGAAAGUGUCUUGAUCUCUAUAGUGUCUUUAUUAGAAGACCCUAACAUCAACUCGCCUGCCAACGUGGACGCUGCUGUUGACUAUAGGAAGAACCCCGAACAGUACAAACAAAGAGUGAAAAUGGAGGUGGAGAGAUCGAAACAAGAUAUCCCUAAGGGUUUCGUAAUGCCCACUUCCGAAUCAGCUUACAUAUCCCAAAGUAAACUAGAUGAGCCAGAAUCAAAUAAGGAUAUGGCAGAUAAUUUCUGGUACGAUAGCGAUUUGGAUGACGACGAAAACGGGUCUGCCAUUCUACAAGAUGACGAUUAUGGUGGUGAUGACGGAAAUAGUCAUGUCCCGUUCGAUGAUGACGACGUUUAUAAUUACAAUGACGAGGAUGAUGACGAUGAAAGAAUCGAGUUCGAAGACGAUGACGACGAUGAUGAUGACAGUAUAGAUAACGACAGCGUCAUGGAUAGGAAACAGCCUCACAAGGCCGAGGAUGAAAGCGAAGACGUAGAAGAUGUAGAAAGAGUUUCAAAGAAAAUAUAA